AUGAUUGUUGAACUGUAUCCGUCGGAAAUCCUCUAUCUGCAGGAUUCCAUCAGUCCGAUCUUUAAUAACGGCAUUCCAAUGCUAGCUACGUUUCGUGACUUACUGUACGGCGAUCUCUCAGUGGACGAUAUUCGCACGAUAUCAGUGUUUCAAUGGGAUGUCCGUGGCGAGUGCCAGUGGUACGUACACUCUGGUCAUCGCCGACUGUAUAUGUUUAAACGUCUCCAAAAGCAGGGAGUCGUCGACACUAUAACUGCCUGGGAGCUGCACAAAGUCCGCUGGGGAAGUGUUCAUCGUAAAAAUAACAGUACAACUGGGGGUAAAUCUGUCGUCAUUCGCAAUGACAAAAGCUUCGUUGGUAAUCUUGGCAACAUUAUUAAACGAUGGAAAAACCAGCACCACAACGAAGAUUAUUCUCAACACUAUGAAACAGUAUAUUAUGACACAAGCUCUACCAGCAGUGAUGACUAUUACUAUUACCGGUAUUACUGACUCGGGAUGUUAAACCAUGGAUGGGUUGUUCACCAGAUGUCUUCAGCAGACCUUUUAUAAUCAACAAAGAUAUAUUUUUUUUUACAAUAAAUCCUAAAGAGG
Messenger RNA from Saccoglossus kowalevskii, 594 nucleotides. RefSeq lists its product as uncharacterized. The record is from RefSeq and is a predicted model, not a curated record. NCBI's taxonomy places the organism in Eukaryota, Metazoa, Hemichordata, Enteropneusta, Harrimaniidae.